Plectropomus leopardus (leopard coralgrouper) is the source of this 351-nucleotide messenger RNA. The record is from RefSeq and is a predicted model, not a curated record. NCBI's taxonomy places the organism in Eukaryota, Metazoa, Chordata, Actinopteri, Perciformes, Serranidae.
GCCGGUGUUUCCGGAGCAACCGUGGGCCUAAAAUCUCCCGAUUGUCCGUCUAAUUAAAGAGUCGACAGAGGAGGAGACUCCCCCGGCCGGCGCAACGUCAUGGCGGACAUCAAGAACUUCCUGUACGCCUGGUGUGGGAAAAAGAAGCUGACUCCGGCCUACGACAUCCGAGCUGCCGGGAACAAAAACAGGCAGAAGUUCAUGUGUGAGGUUCGAGUCGACGGCCACAACUACAUCGGGAUGGGCAACUCCACCAACAAGAAGGACGCUCAGACCAACGCCGCCCGAGACUUCGUCAACUACCUGGUCCGCAUCGGGGAAAUGAGCGCGGCGGAGGUCCCAUCUCUGGGG